Eriocheir sinensis (Chinese mitten crab) is the source of this 1446-nucleotide messenger RNA. Its product is annotated as putative nuclease HARBI1. The transcript has 4 exons. The coding region runs from base 194 to 1267 and encodes 357 amino acids. NCBI's taxonomy places the organism in Eukaryota, Metazoa, Arthropoda, Malacostraca, Decapoda, Varunidae. The record is from RefSeq and is a predicted model, not a curated record.
CCGGUAUCCACGAAAGUGUCUUAGGCCGAUGCCGUCGUCCAUAGCAAAAUAAAAUGGCGGCUAUCGUGCCUAACUUGCCUGACGUCGUACAUAAAAUUUUUCGACGGCCCUAACAUCGUGCUUAGCGGUAAAACAGGCUGGACCCUGUCUCACCAGCCCUUAAGGACGAUGGAUUUGAACGUAAACAAUCAAGAUGGCAGCGCCACAAGAGCAACAACCACAUCAGCCAGGGAAUAAUUACCUUAGAAAGGACGUUCUAAAUGAACUUAAUGAUGCUGAGCUCAUCAAGAGGUACAGGUUAGACCGGGAAGGUAUAUUAUUUGUUACCAACCUUGUAAGGGCAGCGCUGAAGAGUGAUACCAACAGGUCUAACCCGCUCACCCCGGAGUUGAAGGUUCUCAUAACCUUAAGAUAUCUUGCUACUGGCAAAAUGCAACAAUGUAGCAGUGAUGACCUUGGCCCCUCACAGUCCAGCAUCAGCAGAGCCAUCAGUAAAACUAUAGACGCCCUUGCAGAUGUUAAUGUCCUCAAGAGGUUCAUAACUUUUCCUGUCACCCAAGACAGCGCUGACCGAAAGAAAGCAGAAUUCUUUGCUAUAGCCAAUUUCCCUAACAUCGUAGGUGCCAUUGAUGGCACACACAUCCGAAUUGUGGCACCGAGGGAUCAAGAAGAAGUGUAUGUGAACCGGAAGGGGUAUCACAGCAUGAAUGUCCAAGUUGUAUUUGAUGCCAAUUAUCGAAUAUUGGACAUUCUUGCCAAGUGGCCAGGGUCAGUGCAUGAUGCACGUAUCUUGAACAGCAGUGGAUUGUCAAGAUUGUUUGACGGAGGAUAUGUGCCAGCAGGAAGUCACUUGCUUGGAGACAGUGGGUACCCCAGCAAGACAUGGCUCCUUACACCUUAUCUGCGUCCACUGCCUGGACCUCAGUCACGAUAUAAUAGGUCUCACAAAAUUACACGCAGUAUUGUUGAACGUGGAAUUGGACAACUCAAACGCCGAUUUCAUGUUUUGCAUGGUGAGGUACGAUUGAGGCCCCCCCUCAAGGUGUGCAAAAUCAUUCAUGUGUGUGGAAUGCUGCACAAUAUUUGCAAGGAUAGGAAUCUUCCUCUUCCUCUGGAUGACGAGCAACCAAUGGGUGCAGAGGCACAAGUCCCAGUGCCAUUAAAUGAUGCUGCAGAAGAACCUGCCAAUGCGCCCGGUGGUCACCGUAAUGAGGGUCGUGCCUAUCAGGAUGCAUUCUGCACCUUGCAUUUCAGCAAUGAGGACUGAUGGAACGUCCUCCAACAGGGCCUCGUGUACCUACCUUGCCUGUUCCUUGGCCCGCAUAGCUGCCUCCUUGGCCCUCGCAGCGGACUCCUUGGCCCUCGCAGCGGACUCCUUGGCCCUCGCAGCGGACUCCUGUGCUCGGGCAGCUGCCUCUUGGGCCCGUGCAGCGGAUGCCACUGCCU